UGCCCGACUACACCAAAACUUGACCAAAUAAGAAUUAUCUUCAUCAUGCCAUAUUCAUUCUAUGCUAUCUCCAAACGUCUUACCACAUCACAAGAGGAAAGUCAAAAUACAGCGCGGUUUGAUUCUCACUCCAUUUUCCGCUCUCGGUCGGGGUAAUUGAAGCCCGACCACACGGUUGGUUUAUAAUCAUGUUCCGGUCAUGGGAAAUAUCAACCACGUAUAAAAACUUCGAGUAAUCUUGAAGAGGGAGAUUCAAUCCAACCAAGAAAACAACCACUCAUAUCGAAAAUCAAAAAGCAUUAUUCUAUCAUGAUACUUGCCGAGAGUACUACAUUACCAUGCGGUUUGACCCUGCCAAACCGUCUUUGCAAGGUAUGAAAUCUUCAUACAUUUUACAAUUUUUCUUCCUCAUGCUAACACAAAUCUCCAGGGUGCAAUGGCUGAAAGCAUGUCCACCACUCACAUCCCUGACGAGUCGUUUUUGAAGGCGUAUGGCGCCUGGGCUGAUGGUGGUUGGGGAAUGAUUAUAACAGGUUCGUAUACCAUACCAUAUUUCCUCAUAAACCCUCGAAGCAUAAGCAAAAUCAUUCAAUGAUGACCAGCUCCAACGUCCCAAGGGGCAUACUCGCCCAUUAGUUUUCCACAUCCUAACACAAAACACAGGAAAUGUACAAGUAUCCUCCAAAUACUUAGGAAGCAACAAGGACGUAGCCCAUAACUCCAACCCCACAGAGGCCACCAAGGCCAUCUGGGAAUCUUGGGCCGCAACCUGUCAACGCUCUGGAACACCCACCAUAGUUCAAAUAUGUCACCCGGGUCGUCAAUCGCCUCUUAUGGCUGGAGACCGUGGCUUUUUUGACAAAACUGUCGCUCCUUCUGCCGUCCCAUUAAAAUUGGGAAAAAGUCUCAUUGAGCGAGCCGCUUCUAAAUUAAUGUUCGGUACACCACGUGAACUGACGAUUAAUGAUAUUUCUGGACCUGGCGGUAUCAUUGAUGAGUUUGUGGUGGGUGCAAAACAAUGUUACGAGGCGGGAUUCAAAGGGGUGGAAAUUCAUGGCGCGUGAGUUCUCCAUUCUAGUGUCAUGGUUUCAAUUAUUAAUUCUCCUAAAAACAUAGCCACGGCUAUUUAUUAGCACAAUUUCUCUCUCCAUCCUCCAAUGUUCGCACUGACGAGUUUGGAGGCACAGCUAGAAAGAGAGCUGAGAUCGUGGUACGCAUUAUCAAUGCAAUAAGAAAGCAAACGAGUAAGGAAUUCUGUAUCGGUAUCAAGAUGAACAGUGUCGAUGCAUCUUCCAAUGAGUCCUUGACCGAUAGCAUGGAGCAAAUUCGAUACGUAGUAGAAGCCGGAAUUGAUUUUAUAGAGAUCUCAGGUGGUACCUAUGAGAACCCUCGUAUGAUGGAGGGAGAUGCGCCCGCCAAAAAAUCCUCAACCUCCUCCCGCGAGAGUUUCUUCCUCGAAUUCGCCAAGAGCGUGCGUGAACAAUUCCCUUCCGUGGUCCUCAUGGUCACCGGUGGUUUCCGCACGAGAAUCGGCAUGGAAGAUGCGUUACAGUCAGGAGCGUGUGAUCUUGUCGGCAUGGCUAGACCCGCUGCAAUAAUCCCCAAAUUGCCAAAGGAAAUUAUCCUUAACAAGGAUAUACCUGAUGAGGAAGCACGCGUUACUCUUGCACCACUCGCCAUACCAUUUUUAAUUCGACACUCACCUGUUAAACAAGUCGGCGCUGGUUUCCAAAGCACGUUUUUUGCAUCACAGAUUCAACGACUGUCAAAGGGUAUGACACCUGAAAAUAUCAGAGUAUAGAUAGGGGCGGUGGGCAUGUAUAUAUAGAAUCUCAGCUUUCAUUAAUUUAAUAAUCAUUUUAUUCUCUUA
Messenger RNA from Sclerotinia trifoliorum, 1870 nucleotides. The record is from the annotation of a GenBank genome assembly. Lineage: Eukaryota; Fungi; Ascomycota; Leotiomycetes; Helotiales; Sclerotiniaceae.